Molecule: messenger RNA, 219 nt
Organism: Eruca vesicaria subsp. sativa (arugula)
Lineage: Eukaryota; Viridiplantae; Streptophyta; Magnoliopsida; Brassicales; Brassicaceae
Source: the annotation of a GenBank genome assembly
AUGAAAAAAAAUACUACAACGCCAAAUAUACUAACAAUGGAGGCAAUGAAGAUGAAGCUUUUCGUGGCGGUUUUGGUUGCGAUGAUAGCUUUCUCUGCGGUUCAGCAAUCGGCUGCAGCGGUUGACGCCCCGGCACCGAGUCCUACCUCCGAUGCAUCCUCGUUUAUCCCUACUGUCUUCGCCUCCGUCUCGGUUUUGGUCAUUGGAUUACUCUUUUGA